Gigantopelta aegis is the source of this 1099-nucleotide messenger RNA. RefSeq lists its product as uncharacterized. The transcript is spliced from 4 exons. The record is from RefSeq and is a predicted model, not a curated record. The coding region runs from base 1 to 1092 and encodes 363 amino acids. Lineage: Eukaryota; Metazoa; Mollusca; Gastropoda; Neomphalida; Peltospiridae.
AUGGUCCAGGUUUUGGACGACAAAACUGAUAAUCUAAUGAACAGUCCAGAACUGACUGAUUUGAAGAUGAAGCAAACUGACGUCGAUCUGAUGAUAUUUAAACAGAUUGAAAAAAUCAAAGAGAAAUCCGCAAUCAUGUAUGACAUGUCGGACUUUAAAUCAUGUAUUGAGCUGACUAAUGCGACCAUAAUGCAUCACUCUGAUGUUCUGAAAGUUACCUUGCUUCCAAAGGGAAUUAAAACGGAGGACCAUGAGGUAGUGGUAGCAGCAGACAUUCAGACGCCUAAAGGAAUCCACCAAAAGAAAUCCAUCAGUAUCAACGGCCGACAGCUGCAGGACGACAGAUUGGUCUUUCACUGCAGAGAACAGAACGAGGAACUGACAAGAAAAAUACUCAUAGGCAUUGAUGGUCAGGAAGGCCAAUACAGAGAAAUAUGUCUCCCGGCUGUCGAGUUUGGAGGUAAAAUCAACAGGAAGAAAUGUCACAUCACGGAAUCAGGUAAGUUAGUCAACACAGCAUCACGUGACUCUCGUCAUGACGAGACGUCCACACUGAAGGAACUUUGGGGAGCUACAGCCAGGACGCCAAUCUCAGUGUCGAGAUGCGCGUUCUGGGAGACGGAAGUCCGCUGUAAAGUGAACGAAUCAGCGGAACCAGGAUAUUCUGUAACAUACUUUGCUCUUUGUCAUGAACAGUACUGUGAUGAUACAUGCAUGAUUUACUAUAACGUACACGCCUGGGGUGUUGGUGUGGUGCACUGUAAAGAUCAUGACAGUCUGUGUCUGUGUGUCUUCUCACGUGGAGUUGACCUGCCUCACGUUCCUGUGACUAGCUCUGAACCUGACACACAACUGUCUCUGAAAGUUGGUUUGUUGUUAGAUAGCAACAACGCCAGUCUCCACGUCAUCGACGUCAGCACCAGCAGACUGAUACACACCAUGUCAGACAUCGACGUGUCACGCCCGCUGACACCAGUGUUCGAUAUGUGGCCUGCGACGUGGUACGAUAUCAGAAUGAAAAUAUCGUCUGGUAGAGACCUCACAGUAAAUACCGAGUUGUUGAAUGUGCUGUCGACUUUAGUCCAGCCGUAGUUAUCUC